AGAAAAAAAGAAGAAAGAAACUUGUUCCGCUGAGUUCAACCCCAGACAGGCUCACAACUUCCUUCCUGCUUUCCGACCCCCUCCCCUCGCUACUCUCUCUCUCCGCACAUUCAACAAACAUUCAAGAAACAGCCAAUGACAAGAGUGGUGCUGGAAAAGACGAGCACCAAACACAGCGACAGAUCGGUGAACAAAAUUAAGUUCUCGGUUCAGCCGUCAAAAUAAUUCACUCUCUUUUACAAUUAGACUCCGGAGAGAGAGGAGGGGAAGGAGGGGAAGUAAACCGACGCCUAACAAGCUUUGAUCUGGGUGUGGAAAUAAUUUCUGGAGCAUUUUUCAGUCUACGCGUCUUGAUGCUGGGAGAUGUGAACUGAAGGUGCAUCAGCUUCUGCUGAACAGUUGUUUAUGGAGCUGUGGGCCGGGGCCAGCAAAUCGCCUCUACGCUUCUACAGCUCCCUGGGCGAUGCUGCAGCCGCCGCCGCCGCCGUCUUCGCCCCCGGCCCUGAGAGGACGUGGGCUGCUCGGCAGAGGCUGACCUGGGAGGAGGUGGUGGAGGACGAAGCAGAGCCCGUUCCGCGGCAGCCGGACCCAUUACUAUGGCCGUGUCCUGCUAUACGCUCAACAGCCUAGUGAUCAUGAAGAGCGGCGAGGAAGAGGAGGAGAAGAGCGGCGGCGGCAGGAGUAAGACACCGCCUGUGACGCGCAGACAGGUGCUGCCUGGGCUGGUCCGGGGAAGCGAGAGGCACAGCAGCUACUGUCCGCUGCCCGGGCGCAGCACCAGCACCGCCGCUCCGGCUUUUCUCUUUCCAUCUGGAGAGCCGCCGCAGGCAGGAGAGGAGGCGCUCCCUCGCGGGUCCCCACGGCGCCUCAGCAGCCCCAGCUGGGCGAGCCCCCCGGGUCGGUCGCUUUCGCCCGGCUUGGAAGAGGCGCGCAGGACAGCGCGGAUCCUCCAGCGGGAGCUGCAGAACGUGCAAGUCACGCAGAAAGUGGGGCUCUUCGAGGCGCACAUCCAGGCGCAGAGUUCGGGCGCCACCCCUUUCCUCCUCAAGAGUCCGCGUUUGGUAAGGAGGAGAUCCCCUUCCCCCAGCCCAUCUCGGGCCACACAAAUGUUUGGAGACGCCCCGAUGACGGGGUCGAGGCAACAGCAGCAAGAGGAAAGGGAGCUGGAGGGGCCAGAGAGCCCUUUGCCCCGGCUAGAAAGUACCGGGAGGACGCCCGAGCAGGAGGCAGAGAAGGGCUCCGGGAUCUGUCUAGCACUGGGAUUGGAAAAGAGACAGACGAGCCGCUGCUCUUCGUGUGCUCUAGGCGCGAUGGAUAUGGAAAACGGGCCCCUCAGACCGCAACGCCCGGAGGAGAAGGAGAUGGGAGGCCGAAAAACUGGUGCGCAGGACUCAAGCCUGUUGGAGAGUGGGAGCAAAUCGCCUGGGGUGUGGGAUUCGGAUGAAAGAGAGAAAAGGGACCUUUUGCCAAAGGCGCACAGUUCCGACGUGAUGGACAGGGCGAAUGGGAUUUCCAGGUCGCAGGAGUCAGGGAAGAAGGAGAGGAGGCUGGGGUCUGGUGGGAGGCAGAACUUGAGGGUGAGAAGUGGGUCUCCAGAGGCCAAAGACUACAGAGAGAUGCAGCGUGCGAGGAAGUGUCAGGGGGCUCAGGCAUCAGGAAUGAUGGGCAACGGGAGGCAGCUAGGGGAAGGCUAUGCGCGACGUUCAGAGGGACCGGCCAAGGUGAGCGGGUCCUCCAAGGAUCCAGAUUUCUUAGAAGACGUGCAGGGGAGGAGCAGCUUUCGUAGAGGGCAGGGCUCAGACGCAAUAGAGAAGCCCCUUGGAGAGCCGCUCCCGGCAGGAGACCCGCCUUGUCUUGCCAAGACUGACGGCAAGGAGGGUAAAAGCAGCAGCAGCUGCCUGCUAGCUUUGGCGUGCUCUGGGAGGAAGCAGCCGUCGGCACCCAAGCCUUCUUCGGACCUUAUGGCUGAAGCUGAUGGAGCUGGGCUGCAAGAACAGCAUCCCGGGGAACAGCAUCCCGGGGAACAGCAGCCUCCGGCGACGUCUGCAGCCCCAGAACAGCAGGAGCAGGGGAAGUCCCUGGUGGAAGGGGAGAGCUGCUGCUGUGGAGGAGGAAGCAGCAUCCCUGCUGUCAUAGUGACUGACCUGGGCGCUCAGGAGGAGGAAGAGGCAGGAGGAAACCCCCGAAAGAACAUGCCAGUCAGGAAGCUGUCUUCCUCCUCGGCUUCUUCCACCGGCUUUUCUUCAUCCUGGGAAGAGUCUGAGGAGGACAUCUCCAGCGAUCCUGAGCGAUCCUUGGACCAGAGUCCAGCCUUCCUGCAGACCCUGGAUAAACCAAGAGUGAGCAAGUCAUGGCGGAAGAUCAAGAACAUGGUGCACUGGUCCCCUUUUGUUAUGUCCUUCAAGAAGAAGUACCCUUGGAUCCAGCUAGCAGGGCAUGCAGGUAGCUUCAAAGCUGCAGCGAAUGGGAGAAUAUUGAAAAAGCACUGUGAGUCUGAACAGCGCUGCUUGGACCACUUGAUGAAUGAUGUCCUUAAGCCUUAUGUUCCCACCUACCAUGGGGACAUAGUGAAAGAUGGAGAACGUUACAAUCAGAUGGAAGAUCUACUGGCUGAAUUUGACUCUCCCUGUGUUAUGGACUGCAAGAUGGGAGUCAGAACCUACUUGGAGGAAGAACUCAUAAAAGCCAGAAGGAAACCAAGUCUACGGAAGGACAUGUAUCAGAAGAUGAUUGAAGUAGAUCCUGAGGCUCCAACUGAGGAGGAAAAUGCUCAGCGUGCAGUAACCAAGCCCCGAUACAUGCAAUGGAGGGAAACGAUAAGUUCUACAGCAACUCUAGGGUUCCGGAUUGAAGGAAUAAAGAAGGAAGAUGGCACUGUGAAUAGGGAUUUCAAGAAGACCAGGACAAAGGAACAAGUUAUGGAGGCCUUCAGAGAAUUUACUAAAGGAAACCAUAACAUUCUGAACAGUUACCUUAACCGGCUGAAGGGAAUCCAUGAUACCUUGGAAAUCUCACCAUUCUUCAAGUGCCACGAGGUGAUUGGGAGUUCCCUCCUCUUCAUCCAUGACAAAAGAGAACAGGCCAAAGUCUGGAUGAUUGAUUUUGGGAAAACCACACCGCUUCCAGAGGGACAAGUCCUCCAGCACAAUGUGCCCUGGAUAGAAGGGAACCGAGAGGAUGGCUACCUCUGGGGGCUGGAUAACCUCAUUGAGAUCCUAACUGAGUUGUCUCAGAGUGAAGACCUGCAUUAAAGCCUCAUGUCCACCUCUGCCACUAUCCCAGAACUCAGCCUCUCAAACUGACUUUCUGAACUGCACUACAAGACACUUUCUGCCCUCCCUCUCCUGUCCAGUUCUGAAAUUUAGAUCCUCCUUUUAUUUAAGAUGUAAAUAUGCAGUUAUGUGCCAGAACAAAUACAGAACAUGAAGCUUAAUUUGGGCAAUGGAAGCAGAUAGCAAUUUUGGCUUUUUAGGCUUUAGAGGUUAGGGAGCGCAUUUCAUUAGUGUUUCUGGUUCUUAUGCCAUCCAUGUUUAACCAGUAAAAAUGUAUACAGUACCCAUACACCUCAGCUGAAUGAAGACAGUGCCCUAGUCUUGCUUAAAUUAGAACUAGCCAAUAGUUCCAGAGUGAAGGAUGGCUUCAUUUGUAGUUAUCUGCUGCCCUCUUGUGUCCAAAGUUGGUAUAUUAUUUGGGCCACUAAUGUUCAACAGAUGUACACAGGGCAUUUUGUGGAGAUUAUACAUGCUCUUUCCUCCUGGGAAGCUCCCACACAAAAUAAGACUUUGGAAUCCAGAACUUAAUGAGAAAGUCUCUGGAGAAAGAUAACUGGUAUUCUUGAACAGCAGCAAUUUAAUAUUUACUAACCUCACUGUAGUUAUCUGGAUAUAAGAGCUUAGAGGAAUAACUUAAUUGCGGGUGUACCAUUCCAUAUAUUCAAGCAAUUUCUUGUCAGCUUAUAACCACUGUGCAAUCACCGAGUGGCUGUAUGGAUUGCAGAGCUCUGCUUCUGUGGAUUGCAUUUCAUGGUGCAUCCCUUUAUCUGCUGAGGUUGGGUUUGGACUGCUGGGGGAAAUGUUCUAAUUCCUUGCUCGAAAUUAGGGGUUGAUGAACCUGUGACCUUCCAGAAAUUCCUGGACUGCAACCCCCUUUAUCCCUGAGCAUUGGCUGUUCUGGCUGGGGCUGAUGGGAGUUGGAGUCCAACAACAUCUGGACUUCAAAGGUUCCCCACUCUUGCCUAGACUUUAGUUGUCUUGGAGGGAGCUAGCAGCAUACCAGAUGGGAAUGGGAAGGGCUGUAGCAGCCGUUGUUCAGGUUUCUCUGUGUUAGCACUGCAGGCCAUUUUAAAUCAGCAAGCAAUUUCUCAGGUGUGCUCUCACAAAACAUUCCAGUUCUCACAUCUCAAAGAGUGGCAUUAACUAGGCUAAAGAAAGAGUUUUGGCAAGCAGAAUUUUAGAAUGGUGAGCUACAUAACUUUCAUCCAUCUGCAAGAAAUGUGGAAACGAAAGGGGAUCUAAUCUAAUUUGGUUGAACAUGACUGAUUAAGGCAUCAGUCCCCAAAAUCUGACUCUCUAAUGUCUGGAUUGUUUUCCAAGUGGGCAGUAUCUAAAGUUUUGCCACUUUCAGUCUUCAUCUACUUCUCUAUUUUACGGUGGGGACUUAUUUUAUAACUUCCUGGAACAUUUGAACUAGGCAGGCUGCUUGCAUCAGGACCAGUUUGCUUAGAAGGUCAGCAAUUGAUAGAACUGUAGGGAGGAGAAAACUAUUAGUGUAUUUGAUUUUUCUCUAGGAAUUAAUGAGUGCUGCAGAAACCUUGGAAAGGGGGACUGUGUGGAGUUGAGGUCACAGAUCCUCUGGAGCUGUUUCCUAGCUGGCUUCAAUACUGACAAAUCCUUAAACUUUUCCAUGUUCAUGAUGCAUCACAGAUUCCUCUAAAGCCCAUUGCUACUACUCUUCCCAAUAGUACUGCUGUAACUGUGCUUGCCCUUGCAAUGGGCUGGCUGCAGUUUCUUUUCUUUGGUAGGUUCUAGCCUUGCAACAAGUGUAUGUGUUUAGGAGGGUGGGAAGAUGCCCCUUGGCCCCUGGCCAGCAUACAGCCCCUGUGCAAACCUUUCACAAGGACUCAAACGCCUUUGGGGAGAUCCUUCAUAUCUCACUAGGCACAUGUCUGUCAUUCUUCACUGCUGUUGUAAAUAGUUGCUCUGCUCAGCUGCUUUUCCCCUUCAGGCUUCCUUUGCUGUUGAAUAAUAGCCUACGUGGAAGUGCCUUAUGGACUAGUUUCUGUUCCAUUAGUGUCAUGGAAAAGUGUUUUGGUUGGUUUUUUAAGUUAUAUUUAUUGCAAUUCCUUUUUUUAGUUGCCUAGAACACUAAGUCUUAAUGCAUGGUAUCUUUUAAAUAAUAAUGUUUAAACCAUAUUUUUCCACAUUUGUGGAGGGGGGGAGUCCUUGAAGCAGCAUACGUUUAUACCAUUUUUAAACUUGUAUUUAGCUUUUAAAUUGCUUCUAUUGUAUACAUUUUUAUUUUUUUAAGCCUGUUUGUUUGUAAAACAAGAUCCCUUGCUUUGUGGCUUUAAAAGAAGUGAAUUACUUCUCCAGAUGUCUGUGAAGGCCUUUCUGGAGACUGGAACUCUUGCUGUGAGGUAGUUCUUCCUACACACAUUUCUCCUUGAUUAGCCAUGACACAAAGAACUUGCAGAGUUAUAAAACACCACCUAUGCACAGUUGCCUGUAAGUCAAAUAGCUCAAAAUAAAGGCAUACAAAUGAAUGGUUGGUUUUUGUGAGGCCUAGCCAUUGUCCGUUCUCAUUCCUUCAGCCGAAGGCUACCUGGGAGCCAGAUUUAAAUGAAACUGGUGUUUAGCAGGAGAUCGGAACCUUAAAGCUUCCUCGAGAAACCAGGACUACAAUUUCGGCAAUACAAGACAACCAAACCUAUAACCUCUAAGAGAGGGGUGGGGAAGCUUCUUCAGCCAGAGGGCCACUUCUCCUUGUAGACAACCUUCUUGGGGGGCAUGGGUACAUUCCAGUGGUGGGAAGGGCUAGAUCCAAAAGUGAGCAUGGCAAUAGAUGUGACUUUUACCUUUGAGCAUAGGCUACAUUUCAGCUGUGCAAAGAGUCAGAGGGUUCUGCACAAAAACAUUCACCUCUCCAUCUUCCGUCCAGGCAACCAAUAAGCAUUAUAAUAGCUCAAGGACCCAUUCCACCCAGGCAAAAGCACUCCAGGAGCAGGUGGAGCAGGGCUAGUGAAUGAUAUAACCUGGGAAGGACCAUGGCCGGUGGAGAGACCCAAGGCCCAAAUAGGAAGAGAGGCUUGGAGGACCAUCUCAGGUCCCCAAGCCUGAAGUUCCUCACCCCUGCUCUAAGAUGUUGUAAGUCCAACAUCUUGACACAGACAAGCCAUCUUUUAUCCAAUUCAACACUAAAUACAAAACUUAAUAUGUUUAGGUUUUAAUAAUAUUUAAAUAAUAACACAUCUUGAUUUGGAGUAAUUUCUGAUGCAGCAAUACAUUAUGGAGGAGGAGGCCGCUAAAGAGCAAUUGAUUUGCACUUUGUGCUUCCUGUAUCUCUAAUUCUAAAAGGACUAGAGACUUACUUUUUUUAAAAAAGAAAAAGCUGGAAAUCCAAACCACCUAAUGGGCUAAGUGAGCACUGGACAGCAUGGCUAGAAUCAGGUAAAACCCAGCUAAACAGAUAAUAUGACAACCCUAUUUGUCUGUGUUGUGUUUUUUAACACACAUAAAGCCUACAUUGCAAACUAUCCUCACUGGAAUAAAUAUUGUGCCAGAAUCCACAUGGGACUUAUACAUGGGACAGUUUCUGCCUUUUUGUUCCGGGACUGAAACGGCAGCAGUUGCUCUUCCCCAAUUGUUUCUGUGCCUCUCUUGUUUCUGUGGCCUGGGCCUGAACCAGAAGAUCUAAACAGGAGGCAGGUGUGUCUGCUAAUGCUCCUGCAGCCAUGCACGCUCCUGUAACACAAUGCAAUACUAGAGUAUCAGAGGCCACAUUUGGUUCCUCCAUCGCAAGUGGGGAAGUACCUUGUGAAUGCGUCUGAUCACCACAUCAGAAUGAGAGGGGAGGCGGUGCAGCU
This is a messenger RNA of Rhineura floridana, 7081 nucleotides long. It is a transcript of the gene ITPKB, whose product is annotated as inositol-trisphosphate 3-kinase B. Gene Ontology annotation, biological process: inositol phosphate biosynthetic process. The transcript has 8 exons. NCBI's taxonomy places the organism in Eukaryota, Metazoa, Chordata, Lepidosauria, Squamata, Rhineuridae. Gene Ontology annotation, molecular function: inositol-1,4,5-trisphosphate 3-kinase activity; inositol tetrakisphosphate kinase activity. The coding region runs from base 597 to 3251 and encodes 884 amino acids. Gene Ontology annotation, cellular component: cytoplasm; nucleus. The record is from RefSeq and is a predicted model, not a curated record.